AUGGAUGCAUUCUCUGCCAAACGCUACGGCUGCAGAGAUUCCGCCCUCACCUCCUCUUCCUCCGCCGCCAGCAAGAGCCAUAAAGAGUCGGAGCGCCGCCGCCGCCACCGUAUCAACGCCCACCUCUCCACCCUCCGCUCUCUCCUCCCCAAGCGCGUCAAGCCGGACAAGGCGUCGCUGCUGGCGGAGGCGGUGGACCACUUGAGGCAGCUGAAGAAGCAAGCAGGGCUGAACGGAGCUGAACCGUGGUGUCUGAUCCCGGGGGAAUCGGACGAGGCGACGGUGAGCUGUUGCGGCGGCGGAGAUGGGAAGAAGAAGAUGAUGAGAUUGAGCGUGUGCUGCGACGAUCGGCCGGGGCUGAACGGAGAUUUGAGCCAGGCGAUUCGGUCAGUCCGGGCGAGGGCGGUUCGGGCGGAGAUGGUGACGGUGGGUGGUCGGACGAAAAGCGUGGUGACGGUGGAGGCGGAGGCAGGGGACAAUGGCGGCGGUUGGGAGGAGGAAGACGUCAGGAUUCUGAGGAGAGCUUUGACCGCCGUGAUGAUGAACCGGGACUCGGGUUCUGGGCUGGGCCAUGUGGUCCGUGGGAACAAACGGGCCCGUGUUUCUUGA
This is a messenger RNA of Linum trigynum, 609 nucleotides long. Lineage: Eukaryota; Viridiplantae; Streptophyta; Magnoliopsida; Malpighiales; Linaceae. The record is from the annotation of a GenBank genome assembly.